AUGGCUAAUGACUCAGACGGGUCUCGUCUGCUGAAAAGACCAAAAUGCGAUUCGACAGAUGGCCAAGCCUGUGUCGAGCCUAAGAAAGCUCGACUGGAGCACAGCAAAAGUGGCAACUUACCAGCUGUAUUACAGCCAUCUCCUCUAAUGACAGAUGAGGGCAAUGAAUCGAAGAACAGAUCCAUGGGAUGGAACACGCAGUUUGGAGAGACUUCGUUUGGAACACACGCAGAGCCGGUUGUCGACACACCGCCUCUCUCUCCGAAAUCGACGUCCAGGGCUGAUGCUUCUGCUGAUAUCCUUCCCGACCCCUCUGAAAUGGAUAUUCAGGUCCUUUUUGCCACGUUGACCCCGGACACCGAGAGGGAACUGGAAAAUAUCGAAAAUUUAUGGGAACUAUCUGGCCAAGACACUAGCGGGUUUGGAAGCAACUCUUCAAGCAUUGAUUCCUCAAUGUACCAGCUUCCUUGGGGCGUCCCACUCCAAAAGGAACCCUUGGCGACCUUGGAAGAUUUCAAGGAACAGAAAUUCGAUCAAGCUUUCGGCCGUUCCUUGGCCUGUUUACGGGUCCCGUUCGGACUCAAGUACCAGACCUUUGCGUAUGCUGGUAGCGAUGAUGUACACUCUUUCUCCAGCUCCGACGCUGAAGAUGACAUCCCAUCACAAGUCGACUCUGAUUCUUUCAUAAUUAGCAUGAAUGAACGAGAUAUCCAGCAACCUGCCCGCUCUCCAUCACCAGAAUCCUUAAACCAAGACGCCAAGGGCCUUUUCUACGAGGAUACCUUUGGGACCUGA
Clonostachys byssicola is the source of this 795-nucleotide messenger RNA. Lineage: Eukaryota; Fungi; Ascomycota; Sordariomycetes; Hypocreales; Bionectriaceae. The record is from the annotation of a GenBank genome assembly.